Molecule: messenger RNA, 2526 nt
Organism: Hippocampus comes (tiger tail seahorse)
Lineage: Eukaryota; Metazoa; Chordata; Actinopteri; Syngnathiformes; Syngnathidae
Gene: prss35
Product: serine protease 35
Exons: 2
Coding region: 248-1522 (424 amino acids)
Biological process (GO): proteolysis
Molecular function (GO): serine-type endopeptidase activity
Source: RefSeq, a predicted model, not a curated record
GCCUCAAAAUCCCCCUCCUUCUUGCCUCCCUCCUCAGCAUCAAGUGCUUUCAACUUUCUCUGCAGCCACUUAGAAUGAGCAAUGAGGAGAGAGGAGCCUGUUGAUGCCUGGACGUCUGGGAUGAAGUAACAAACGUUUGUUUUUUUAAAAGGACAUCCUUUGUGCAUCUUUUAGGAAAAACUAACAAGAUAUUGUGGAUUUGUCAUAUCCAUCAAUCGGAUGCAAGCAGAGCCAGGCCCAAUUCACAAUGGGCCCUCUACACCUAUGUGUGCUGCUCCCAAUGACGGUGUCGGUUAUGGCGGCUGUUGCUGCCGAGCUGACUGCAACGGUUGACGACGAGUACACUUGGCCUCAGUGGAAUUUGCCCCUGGUAAGGAAGAGGCGCACUCUGCCUCUGACCAGUCCCAACUUCUCAGCUCAUCCUAAAGUAGAGGUGAGCGGAACGUGCGGGAUCGAGUGUCAACGUGCUCUCCCCUCGCCGUCCCUGAACGACCUGGAGCAGCUCCUAUCCUACGAGACGGUUUAUGAGAAUGGCUCGCGCACGUAUACCUCAGUGUCUGUGCAAGGUCUCAACGAGGUGACUGCCUGGUCCAGAAACGACUCCUCUAGGUCCCGUCACAAAAGAGAGGUGUACGGUACGGACACCCGCUUCACUAUUUCCGAUAAGCAGUUCUCCACUAAGUAUCCCUUCUCCACUACUGUCAAGAUCUCCACGGGAUGCUCCGGAGUUCUGGUGUCACCCAAACACGUGUUGACGGCGGCCCACUGCAUCCAUGAUGGAAAGGAUUAUUUGGACGGCGUUCAGAAGCUUCGCGUCGGUAUUCUUAAGGAGAAAUCCAGAAGGGGGAAAGGAGGGAAAGGGAAAGGAGGGCGAGGCAAAGGCAAAAAGAGAAAGGGAGAUGGCGCCAAAGAAGAAGUAAAGCAAGUGGAAGAGAAGGCAGGGGGCCGUAAAGGAAAGGAAGCAAAGGGGAGAAAGAACCGGAGUCGCCGCAGCGCCACACAAGUGGAGAAACCCUCAUUCAGGUGGACCCGGGUCAAGAAAACUCAAGUGCCGAAGGGUUGGUUCAAAGGUGUGUCUGAUGGACUGACUGCCGAUUAUGACUAUGCGGUUCUGGAGCUGAAGCGAGCGCCCAAAGUGAAGCACAUGGAUCUGGGUGUCAUCCCCUCAGUCAAGAAGCUUCCCGCAGGAAGAAUCCACUUCUCCGGUUUUGAUGAUGACCGGCCGGGGAACUUGGUCUACAGGUUCUGCUCAGUGUCUGAGGAGUCCAAUGAUUUGUUGUACCAGUACUGCGAUGCCAAGCCAGGCUCCAGUGGUUCAGGGGUCUACAUCCGUCUCAAAGAGCCUGGCAAGAAGAAGUGGAAGAGAAAGAUCAUCGGGGUUUUCUCUGGUCAUCAGUGGGUGGAUGUUAACGGCAAUGGGCUGCAGCAGGAUUACAACGUUGCAGUGAGGAUCACGCCUCUCAAAUACGCCCAAAUCUGCUACUGGGUCCACGGGGACUCGAGUGAGUGCCAGGUGUCCUGAGACAACACAGAGUCCGACGGGAUACCGGCCAGAUCCACUUCCUUAAAAGCAAAGGUCACCCAGUCUCCUCCUCCCCCCCGCCCGCCCCAUCACCAACAUGAAGCCUGUCUCGCUUCCUGCCUGUGCCUCCCACCACACUCAUCUCCAAACACACACCACACAGCCGUACAGACUCAGUGUUGACAACAACAGGAACUCCGUAACACAUCAUGAGAACUGUGGCUUUUCUAAUUUAUUUGAAAAAAAAACUGAGAAAAACAUAUAUAUUUGAAUUGUUUACAGAUCACUCUGAUCUGCAGUUGUGCUUUAGAUUUUUGUCCACGUUUCACUUUGUCGGAUAUAUUUUCAAAAAGUGCAUCGACUUGUCUAAAUGUCUUUGAGAGAGACUUGCCAUCUUGCGAGUUCUCACUGUAGUGAUGGUGAUUGGCUUUGACAAGACCCAGGACAGAAAUUUAUGUCAACUAUAUUCCACAAACAGACAGCAUAGAAAUAAUGAAGAAAUGAAUGAAUAACUUUUAACGAGCUGGUGUUUUGCAAUGUGUAUAUCGAAACGUUUUUGUAUGUCUAUCGCAUUCUUUCACUUUCUGUCCCAAAAGAGCUGGUUCUGAUGGACCUUAAAUUAAAAUUGACACGCCAGCUUUUCUUGAUAGCAGUGAAAUGUUAUUUUUAUUGGUGCGCACAUAAUUGUACUGGUGCUUAUCCAGAACACAUGGUGCUAAUUUAUCGAACUAUAAGCUUUUUUUUUUUUUCCCAGGGAAAGGGGAGCCGACUACUGUAACUAUGAUUUUGAGGCUGUUGUGCUCAGAUUGGACUGAACCUUUCAAUAAUUUACUUGAUAAUUUAAUUGAUAUCUUAUGCAAAGGGUUUAAUUUGACCACAGACGUUAGAAUAUUGUUUUAUACUGGAACAGCACAUUGUAAUAUGAAAUGAAAUGUUUUUUAAAUGUUGCUGAUGUUCCCAUUUUUUUCUGUAAAAACUAAUAAACACCAAAUUUCUGAUACUAA